Molecule: messenger RNA, 1247 nt
Organism: Camellia sinensis
Lineage: Eukaryota; Viridiplantae; Streptophyta; Magnoliopsida; Ericales; Theaceae
Product: putative 2-oxoglutarate-dependent dioxygenase AOP1
Source: RefSeq, a predicted model, not a curated record
UAGAAGCAUCUAAAUUUGAUCAUGGAGUCCCAAACAAAGCCUAGAAAGCUUCCAAACAUAGAUUUCACCAAAGAAAACUUGAAACUUGGUACAAGCACUUGGCUUGAAACAAGCAAUGAAGUCAAGUGUGCCCUAGAAGAGUAUGGUUGCUUUGUGGCAGUGUAUGACAAGGUUUCAUUAGAGCUUCACAAUGAGGUUUUUAAAUCAUUGAAAGAGUUGUUUGAUCUCCCCAAAGAGACCAAAGUCCAAAACACUAGUGAUAAGCCUUUCUUUGGCUAUAUGGUGCAACGCCCUCGUGCUCCUCUCUACGAAAGCAUGGGCAUUGAUGAACCAACAACUCUUCAAGGAGCUCAAACUUUCACUAGUCUUAUGUGGCCUUCUGGAAAUCACCAUUUCUGUGAAACUAUGCAUUCAUAUUCAAAGCUACUAUCAGAGCUAGAACUAACAGUGAAGAGGAUGGUAUUCGAAAGCUAUGGUGUAGAGAAGCACUAUGACUCUCAUAGUGAAUCAACCACUAACCUCCUUCGAGUCAUGAAAUAUAGAGUGCCCAGAAUGAAGGAGACUAAUAUUGGAGCUGAUGCUCAUACAGACAAGAACUUUAUCACCAUACUUGAUCAGAAUCAAGUUAAUGGUUUAGAGGUUAAGACUAAGGAUGGCGUGUGGAUUUCUAUUGAUUUCCUGCCUUCAUCCUUCGUUGUCAUGGCUGGUGACGCGUUCUUGGCAUGGAGCAAUGGAAGAGUACACUCUCCUUCACAUCGAGUCAUCAUGAACGGGAAUGAACCCAGAUACUCCCUAGCGCUAUUCACGUACCACACCGGGACAAUACGAGUCCCUGAAGAGCUAGUUGAUGAUGAACACCCAUUACAGUUCAAGCCAUUUGAUCAUCUUGGAUUACUGAGUUUCUUCAAUAAUUUGGAUGUGUCUCGGCAGUCCGAGUUCACUGCCAAAGCCUACUGUGGUGUUUGAGCUGUGAUCUCAGAAACAGAAGCAAUUCUGAGACACUCUAUGAGAAAAUAUGUGUUCAUUUCAUGGUCAGGUUUGUACUUUCAGGUUCUGUAAUGUCAUAUAUGCUAUACAUAUGGUUGUCACUGCUGUUUUGCUUAUCAAAGCUAUGUUCUAUUCUGUAAUUGCCGUAGGUGUUGAUUUCAUGCUUAGGUUUCCACUUUCAGGUUCUUUAAUGUCAUAUAUGCUAUACAUAUGGUUGUCACUCCUGUUUUGCUUAUCAAAGCUACGUUCCUAUUCUCUAA